Messenger RNA from Brassica rapa (field mustard), 10688 nucleotides. Its product is annotated as PH, RCC1 and FYVE domains-containing protein 1. The record is from RefSeq and is a predicted model, not a curated record. Gene Ontology annotation, molecular function: metal ion binding. NCBI's taxonomy places the organism in Eukaryota, Viridiplantae, Streptophyta, Magnoliopsida, Brassicales, Brassicaceae.
AUAAAGUACAAGAAUAAUGAAUUUAUGGCUAGUUUAAUAAAAAACUUAUUAUAUAUUUAGAUUGAGUGACUUAUUUCUCUAAAAAUUCUAAAAAUCAUUUUAGUGAUGACACGUGGCUACAAAAAAUGUUGUAAUGCUUUUCAAUGAAUGGAUAUUGAUAUUUACAAUAAUUAAAAUAUUUUGUAAACUCUAAGUAGUGCAUCAAUGGAAUUUCUGAUUAUCAUGUUGACUGAUUUUAGGUUUACUUAGCAAGGAUCAAUUUACAUCUGUCACUAGACAAUCCAAAUUAUACUUACCGUUUUAAGUAUAUGAUGCAUCGACAAAUUACAAACUACUACAUUCUAUGAUGUUAAUUCUUUUCGCUUGGAGCAUAAUUUUUUUUACUUAAAUCAGAUUGUGAGUAUGAUUUUCUAUUUAUAUUUCAAUAUAACAUACAAUUUGCAAUGUCAUUAUGUUUAUUUGAUAUUGCAAAAGUACUUAUUAAUUGACUUGGUCUAAUCUCUUACAGUUAAAAGAGAAAAUUCUUUCUCACAACAUCACGUAACAUUAACAACCCUUGAUUAAAAUACCUAUUUUAAGGCUGUUAAAUCAUUUAAAUUUAAAAGAACAAAGAAACGUGGUAAGAGAGAAGGGAAGAGCGCCAAAGUCUGAGGCUAAUUUUAUGGUAGCUUCAAACAUUCCUAAAAUGGCGAUAAUGCCUCAAAAUCCAUAUGACGUUUCUGAUAUCAUUAUUUGAGACUCAAAUUGCUCAAAAAUAUUUUCAUGCGUGGAUACGUUUUAAUAGGUCUAAAGAGAAUUGGAUGAGAGUUGAAACGGAUCAAGCUGAGAAAGGAAGCAACGGCAGAUGCAUCUAUGAAGACAGGUGAAUUACACCACUUGAUACUUCUUGAGUUUAUCCGGCGUUCUUCUUUCGGGUUUCUCAGAUGGAAUGGCAGAUCCUGCUAGUUAUGUCUAUCACGAACGUGACAUUGACCAAGCACUUAUCAUUUUGAAAAAGGGAACACAGUUAGUCAAGUACAGUCGAAAAGGGAAACCUAAGUUUCGUGCAUUCAGGCUUUCUCCGGAUGAAAAAACGUUGAUUUGGUUUUCGCAUGGAGAAGAAAAAGGCUUAAAGUUAUCAGAAGUUUCUCGAAUCGUCCCAGGGCAAAGAACUGCUGUUUUCAAGAGAUUUUUACGUCCAGAGAAAGAUCACUUAUCAUUUUCACUUCUAUAUAAUAACAAAGAAAGGUCACUUGAUUUGAUUUGUAAAGACAAAGCUGAGACAGAGGUUUGGUUUGCUGCCCUUAAGUAUAUAAUUGAAAGAAGUCGUAAUAGACGUGCAAGAAGUGAGAUCCCUGAGAUACAUGAUAGUGACAACUUCUCCACUGGUCGUCAAUCAAUAGACAUUGUCUCAAACAAUAUUCCACGAGGUAGAACAUCAAUCGAUCUAGGAUAUGAACGUGGAAACAUGUUAAGACCAAGUACUGAUGGUUUUCGGAUUAGUGUCUCAAGCACACCAAGUUGUUCAAGUGGAGGUUCUGGUCCGGAUGAUAUAGAAUCAUUAGGUGACGUUUACGUUUGGGGUGAAGUUUGGAGCGAAGGGAUACUACCAGAUGGGACUGUUAGCAAAGAAACGGUGAAAACAGAUGUGUUAACUCCAAGACCCUUGGAAUCCAACGUUGUUCUUGAUGUUCACCAGAUUGUUUGCGGUGUAAGGCACGUUGCGCUUGUGACAAGACAAGGAGAAGUCUUUACUUGGGGAGAAGAAGCUGGAGGUAGGCUUGGACAUGGUAUUCAAGUCGACAUUUGUCGUCCCAAACUCGUUGAGUUUCUUGCUUUAACCAACAUAGACUUUGUUGCUUGUGGAGAGUAUCACACUUGUGUUGUAUCCACCUCUGGGGACUUGUUUUCGUGGGGAGAUGGAAUCCACAAUGUGGGUCUUUUAGGGCAUGGUAGUGAUAUUAGCCAUUGGAUACCAAAAAGAGUCUCUGGUCCAUUAGAAGGUCUUCAGGUACUCUCUGUUGCUUGUGGCACAUGGCAUUCUGCUUUAGCAACUGCAAAUGGGAAGCUAUUCACUUUUGGUGAUGGUGCGUUUGGUGUUUUGGGACAUGGAGACAGAGAAAGCGUUUCCAACCCUAAGGAAGUACAAUCGUUAAAUGGUUUGAAAACUGUGAAAGUUGCUUGUAGCAUUUGGCAUACCGCGGCGAUUGUUGAGGUUAUGGGCCAGACCGGUACCAGUAUGUCAUCUAGGAAGUUAUUUACUUGGGGUGAUGGGGAUAAAAACAGAUUAGGGCAUGGGAACAAAGAGACUUACUUGCUACCCACGUGUGUCUCUUCACUUAUUGAUUACAACUUUCAUCAAAUUGCUUGUGGGCAUACAUUUACCGUGGCACUCACAACCUCAGGACAUGUUUUCACUAUGGGCGGGAGUUCACAUGGUCAACUCGGUAACUCAAUAUCUGAUGGUAAAGUACCUUGUUUGGUGCAAGACCGAUUAGUGGGAGAAUUUGUGGAAGAAAUCGCUUGUGGAGAUCACCAUGUUGCGGUUUUGACAUCUAGAAGUGAAGUUUUUACAUGGGGGAAAGGUGCUAAUGGAAGAUUAGGACACGGUGAUACAGAAGAUAGAAGAACACCAACAUUAGUUGAAGCCUUGAAAGACCGGCAUGUGAAGAGCUUAUCUUGCGGCUCAAACUUCACAUCUAGUAUAUGUAUACAUAAAUGGGUCUCCGGAGCAGAUCAGUCAAUCUGCUCCGGAUGUCGCCAAGCAUUUGGAUUCACACGUAAGAGACACAACUGCUACAACUGUGGCUUAGUCCAUUGCCAUGCUUGUAGUUCAAAGAAAGCUUUGAAAGCAGCAUUGGCUCCAACUCCAGGGAAGCCACAUCGAGUAUGCGAUGCUUGUUACAACAAACUUAAAGCAGCCGAGACUGGUUAUAUCACUAAUGCAAACAGGAACAAUGUUGCAACUCCUGGACGGUCGUCAAUAGAUGGUUCGGUAAGAAUAGAUAGAGAAACAACAAGGUCAUCUAAAAUUCUCUUGUCCGGAAAUACAAAAUCAGUCAAGACAUCAAGGCCUGGAUUUAGACCUAAUUCUUCUAAUGUCCGUGACUCGCAAGUUCCAUCUCUCCAACAACUUAAAGACAUUGCAUUCCCAAGUCUACUAAAACCUAUUGCUCCUGCUGCUGUUCCACAGCGUCUACUAGUGGGACCAAUGUCAUCGCCUCCACCUACAAGAUCCUCAUCGCCUUUACCUGGAAGAUCUUCAUCGCCAUACGCAAGAAGAUCUAGCCCUCCACGCACUUCUGGAUUUUCGAGGAGCGUUAUUGAUAGUUUGAAGAAGACUAAUGAAGUUAUGAACCAAGAAAUGACGAAGCUGCAGAGUCAGGUUAAGAACUUGAAAGAGCAAUGCAAUAAUCAAAGAACAGAGGUCCAUAAAUUUCAAGAAGCAGCUAAAGAAGCUUUCGAAUUAGCUGCAAAGCAAUCUUCUAAGCAUAAAGCAGCUACAGAAGCCCUAAAGUCUAUUGCAGAACAGUUAAAAGGAUUGAAGGAUAAACUACCACCUGAAGUAUCAGAGAGUGAAGCUUUUGAGUCCAUUAACUCUCAAGCUGAAGCUUAUCUAAAUAAAAACGAAGUGUCUGAAAAAUCUAUACUUACAACUUCGAUACUUGAUCAACAAGAAACAUCUCCUUCCGGAAACACACAAGAUCAAAAGGUUGAUGAACAAGUAUCAUCGAACACACAAGAUCAAAAGGUUGAUGAACAAGUAUCAUCGAACUCAAGUAUAUCCGAAACGUCAAAUUCAUCAAAGCCAGUACCAACAGAAUCUUCAUCAUCAUCAUCAAGAACAGGGGGAAAGGAAAGUAAAGAACAGUAUGAACCUGGCGUUUAUGUGACUUUUGUGGUAGACAUGAAUGGUAACAAGAUUUUCCGACGAGUUAGAUUCAGUAAAAAGAGAUUUGAUGAGCAUCAAGCAGAAGAGUGGUGGACUAAAAACAAAGAUAGGUUGCUUAAGUGGUAUAGUCCAAAUUCAUCAUCAUCAUCACCAAAACCAACUGCCUCCGAUUCACCUAUUGCUCCUCCACCACCAUCGGAAUCACCGUUGGAUCCGUCAGUCCCUGAAAAGAGCAAUGACGAAGAACCAGAAGUCCCUGAGAAGAGCAAUGAGGAAGAACCAGAUUCUGAAAUCUAGCCAUGUAUAAGUUAUGAUUGUUAUUCUUAAGAAUCUGACGUGUUUUCUUAAAAGGUCUGAACAUUGUUGAUACGUAUUGUACUGCGUUAUUCAAAUAUAUGAAUAGUUUUGGAAUAUAUGAUGUAAUACUUAAGAUUAUGUAGUUUGUAAAACUUCCAUAUCUCUUUUGACAUUAGUUUUUUGCUGUAUUUUAAAUGCCGCAAGGCGUUCUAAGGCGAGACGGUUCGAGCCAUGCGCCAUGGUGCACAAAGGUGCUCGCCUUGAUGAUCAAAGUGGGAAGCCGUUUAUCCAACCUUGUUCCCUUCUCUUCUAACUGCUUCUCCUGUUUCAAAUUCAUUCAAACAACAGCAACAAAGCUUGCAGACCACUUGGAGAAGCUAUUAGUUAUGUCUUGUUAUGUCUUGUAUUUGAGAAGAAAACACUUUAGGUAAGGAAUGAUUGAUUCACAUACAAGACACAAAUCUUAAAUGCAAGCUUUAUUAUUUGAAGAUAGUUAAAGUUGCAAUAGAACUCAGAGGCGUGAAUGAAAACUCAGAAACAAAAUUAUUCAAAACCAAAACCCAAAACAAAGUUUCAAAUAUAGAAAACCAAAAUAAAUAACUUCAAAACAAUACCUAAAAAUCAUCUUUGUAAGCACUAUAAUUCUUACUUCAUCAUCAAAGUCAACAUCCUCAUACCCAAGGUCAUCUUCAUCUAAAUCUUCUUCCAACUCAUCCUACUCAUCAACCAAUGUCAUAAUGGUUUGAGAUGGUCUGUAACGUUUUUUUCUGAUUUGAGCUAGCAACACCUUUUCCUUUAUCUUUUUUAGAUGUACUUGUACCAGUUGCUCCUCUAGUAGAAUAGUUGGGUUCUUCAGCACUCACAACAUUCCAUGGCAAAUCAUCAUCUUCCCACACCAGAUCAUCAUUAUCAGAUGAAUCUCCAUCCAUUCUUCCAAUCAACCACUCAUUGCUUUCAUCAAUUUCAUCCAAAAGAAUAGGAUCUGUGGUGACACUGUCACUUCUGGUGCUUCGGCGUUUUAGAGCUCAGUUGUAUUUCACAAAAACCAUGUUGUUCAGCCGAUGUUGUGCUAGUCGAUUUCUCAAGCUGUUACAAAUCAAGUUCAAAACUUAUAAGUAAAAUGAAAUCACCUAGAAUUAUAUAAAAUAAAAGUGAUUAAAAAGACUUAAAAGUUGGAAAACACUCCAAUUUAUUUCACACCCAGUAGCACUACAAGUCAGACUAAGAAUCUUAACAGCGAAGUUUCUGAGAUUUGGAGCAGAAGAUCCAUAACAAGACCACCAUUCAGCUAUUAAAUUAAAAAUAUUGUUAGUAUUUAUUUAAAUGAUCAAUUAUCUAAAAGUAAUUCAAGUUUGUUUUACCUGGUGCUUUGACAUCUCUUUGCCUACUGGUCAUGGCAUGGCCGAAGAUACCAGUAGAGUUCUUGAAUGCAUCUAACUCUGCCAUUAUCUUGUCUUGAGUCUAUGUAUCUGGAACCAACCUAUUAAUGCAACACAUACAAAAUUAUCGUCUGAAAAUUGUGUACCAAACUAUUAAUGAAAAACAAUAACACAAUUUAAAAGACCGACCUAGUAAUGCAAUUGUACAAGCCCCCUUCCACUUCUUCGCAGCGUACAUCAUCGUGAUAUUUGUAAUGAAUUGAAGGGUUUAGGAAAUACCCAGCAGCAUGCAAAGGAUGGUGAAGCUGACACUCCCACUUUUUGUCAAUGAUCUCAAAGGCUUUUUCGUAUUUCUCUUUAUUCCACUUGAAAUCCUUUGCGAUUGUCUCUUUUGCCAUGUCUAUGGCUGCAUAAAUGUAUCCCAUAGCUGAUUUUUUCUCUCCAUCAACCAUCCUAAGUACUUUGACAAGAGGAGUCAUGAGCUUUAGAGCAUGUCGAAUAUUCCUCCAAAAGGUCACUUGCAUACGAUAUUGUCUAACUUUUUUUGCUCCAGCUUCUUUGGGCCAUUUAGACUCACUCCAUUCAGCAGAAUUGACCAUAUCCCUUAAAGGCUUCUGUUGUUUGAGAAACUGAUUCAUGGUUAUGCAAGAAGUAGCAAACCUUGUUAUAGCUGGUAUGUGCAGAUUCCUUUGCUUGGUAAAUUUCCUCAUCAUGUUCACAAGAGGGACAUGGCUGUAGAUAUAUCUAUUCAUGAACAUGAAUUUUUCAUGGUAUUCUUCAAUGCUGGGAUUUUUUCAAUGUCCUCCAACAUUAGAUAAAUGCAAUGUGCAGCAUAUGGAGUCCAGUAGAAUUGAGGUCUUUUUGCUUCAAGCAAUUUUCCUAAAUUUUAAAUGUAAAGUGUUAAAACAAAGAAAUAAAAACGUUGAAUAUAAAAUAUUGGUUCAGAUCAUACAUAUCAGAUUUUAUGUAGCUCUUUGCAUUGUCUGUGAUAACUUGAACUACAUAAGCUUCUCCAAUCUCCUCAACCAUCUCAUAUAGCAUCUUAAACAACAAUGUCGCAUCUUUCACCACUUCUGAGACAUCUUUCAACUUCAUGAAAACAGAACCUUUAGGAGAAUUAACUAAGAAGUUGACAAUGUCUUUCUUAGCCACUGAAUCAUGCCAACCAUCAGACAUAAGUGAACAACAUUUACUAGCCCACUUGUUCUUGUUCUCCUCAAUUUGGACAAAGUGUUCUGCACUUCUUUAGUAAACAGUGGAACUCUUAAUUCAUACAUGGUUGGUGGUUUUAAUCAUACUCCAUAUUCCCUAAUUAACUUAAUCAUCUCGCCAAAAACUAGGACAGUUGACUGCAUUGAACACAAGACCAGCAUCCAAAACCCACAUAGUGAUACCUCCACAUACUGUUUCCUUUAAAUCUUUAUCACAAGCUCCAAGAACACUCUUUCUAUCUUUCCUUGCUUGCAAAAAUAUCAGGCGGAGGAGUAGUCACAUACAUGUCCAAUGGACCUCUAACUCUCCUCUUCUUAGCAUGGACAGACCAUCGCGGCUGACUUUCCUUUUCGCCGUCUUCAUCAUACUCGUCAAGACCUUCUUCUUCUACUUGGAGAACCAUGUUACGAGCCGCUAUCUUGUCAUCCUUCCUCUUCUUGUGUCUGUUUAACUCCUCUCUCACAUGUGGUGGACAUACUUUAUAAACUUUGGCAUUCCUAUGGUCCCCUCUUAAGUGUUGCUUGAGACGUGAAAUCCCACCAUGAAAGUCCUUCAUACAGAAGAUACACUUCCAAGAGUUAGAAUUGUUAUUCAACAUGGUUCCAUAUUUUCUUCCUGGAUUACUUCCAGGACGUGUAGCCUAAGACAUUGAAACUCUGAUCAAAGGAAAAACAUAACAAAGUAAUUACUAUUUGAGUAUUGUUAAUAGUAUUGACCGUUGGUUAUAAACUUAUAAUAUAAACGUAAAGAGCAUGAGACAAAAACUAUAAUAUACACGUAAAGAGCAUGAGACAAAAACAAGACUGAUCAUACACAAGUACACUCAAUUCAAAAGCCCGUAAGUAUAUUAGUAAGACGUCAAUUAUUUAAAGCUCGACUGUGAUCAAAGCAAAGACAGAAUUAAGAGAAAAAAGAGAAAAAAUGAUAUAAAAAGAAAGUACAGACAGUCAUAGACUAACCACGUGUUGUUAACUCCGACCAAGCAACCACAGUGCGUUCUAAUCUGUGACAAAGCAACACAAGAAUUUAUAAUAAGAAGAAGCACAUACAUGAUUAGAAAGAGUAGAGAGUACUCUAACCUUAAGCAAAAAACCUUGAGAUUUAUGUUUUUGUUAAGUUAUGUAACUUGUCUUUUAUAAAGAGGAAGGUAGGGUUUUCAUAGGUAUUUAGACGUUUAAGAUUCCGAAUCUCCUAAGUAUUUUAGACGUCUAAGAUUGGUUAUUAAUUAAGGUAGUAGGGUUUCAUACCUGGUUUACUCCAUGGGGUGCGCCUUACGGACCACCAUACCCUAGCCUAGGAGGUGCAUGGCGGGGAUAGGACUGUCGCCUUAGUGUGCCUUGCGCCUUGGCGCAAAAGGCGCCACGUAAAACACAGGUUUUUGGAUUAAUGAGUAUGCAAUAUCACAAUGGGACAUGACAUGAAGUGAUUAUAGUAUCCUGUGUAAUGCAAAUCAAUAUUUAAAGAGAGACCGUUCAGUUUUAUGAUAUUCUUUCAUUCAACAUCCUCAAACUCAAAGAUAAAAGUAAAAUAUUUGGGAGAACUCUAUAAUAAGAUUCAAAAUCAACACAAAGAAAAUAGAUUUUGUGACACUAAACUCCAUACAAAGACCUUAGUGAAUAGAUGAUCCCGAGUUAUAUAGAGCCUUAUGCUCACUAUCAAGUUCUGUUGUCUUGGCCUAAGGUUUUCAUUAUCCAUUGACUGUAACUUUGUAAACUCUGCUCAUGCAAAUCAUAGAAUCACUCUAGCAAUAACACAUACGCAAGGAAGAUAUAUUGAUCAUAUUUAAAUAAUUAAAACAAGAAAAGAGACCAUUACAAAUCACAUGCUUUGCUCUUCCCUUUUGCGUCUCCCAAGAAGUGUACCUUUUCUUAUUUGAGCCAAACUUGGAACAUAAUUCAGAAGAUGUGGGUAAGAAGAUGGUCUGAUUGUAGAACUUAGAUCAAGAGGAUCCACUUGCAUGUCUUUAUUUCCUCCUACAACGUGUAAUAUUUUGUUGUGAUACAUUACAGCUUUGUUCUCCUCGUCAGCCAAUAAACUAAACCUAUUCUUAUUUAUCCUACUUUUGGCCUUCACUGUUAGGACCUUGCUCCAUGACAUGACCGAUCGAGGACUAGUGUUUCACCCGUACAUGUAAAGUAUCUUCAUUGUAAAAACUGCCUAACAGACAAAGCUGCUCAUCUUUUUUUUUUUUUUUUUGAAACACUAAGCUGCUCAUCUUUAAAUACAGAUAAAGCUGAUAUAUUAAAUGGAAAAGGCUGAGGCAGUGAUAGAUUAUAAAAUCUCUUGGCUGAAAAAUCAAAACUGAGUAAGAAAUUACUGUGUGGACUCUGUGCUUGAGUAGCAAACCAAUAAGUAUUUUCCCUUCACAGAGAUGCCACGACUAUAUUGUGAUAAAAACCAAUCACUACACAAAGUACUCUCCAAGAAUUAGUGGUUAAGUCAUAUAACCUCGUACUCAUUUUUGAUUGGUAAUAUCACUUGAAGAUCCAUUCUCAAUAUUUUGUACUGCUUGCGGGAGAACUUGUUAUAGUAACCGAGAGCAUAGUAGUCGUCCCACUUGUAGAUGUCUCUAGGUCAAGCCCACUUGGUUUCCCCUGACCAUGGAUUCCAAACCACGAGUUUUGUUAUCCUUUAUGGUGCAUAGCAAUAAGCCUUCACAGUGAACAACGUUAUAUAUAGCGACUGGUGAAGCAUUAAGGUUGAAAUGAUAUGCUACCUUAACAGAUGGAGAAACAUCGUUGUGCUGCAGUCCAUGGAGAUUGAUCCUUACUAAGAAUACCUUAUAAUCAAUCAACAUGAUACUCAGAGGCUCCUCCUUUUGUGUACAAGCUGAGUGUUUCCUAGAAAAUCUCCAAGAUCUUAAUAGAGCGUGUGAUUGUUUUGAAGCUGAUCAAAACCGUGACAGGGAUUUAGCAGGAACCCUAUAGAGAAUCUCCUCUGUCAAAUCCCCUGGAAAGUUUCCCCACUCCAUAGAGGCUGUCAUUAAAUAAAUUUAGCAAGCCAGGCCAAGCAACGUACGAGCUGAGAAAGACCCAACCCUAAUUAUAUCCUCUCAGAGACCUAAGACCACCUCCAUCGAGGAGGUUCUAAGGAGAAUUUCAAGCAAAAUAAAAUAAAAUUAAAUGAAAAAGGCCAAAAAAAAAAGAAAGAACCGGGUCUUUAAUUGGGGUUUAUAGAACUGGUAAGGAACCCUUAGGUGUCAGUAUCCUAUUCGAUCACCUCUUAACGUCUCUCGCUCCUUCGCCUCGUGAAAUCAGUUUGGCUUCCUCCUCCAUUGUUGAACGGAAUCACCGAAUAUUGUAAUGAGAUCGAUUGUCCCGGUCGUUAUGGCUGGUGUGUUAGGUAUCUACGGUCUCAUCAUCGCUGUCAUCAUCAGUACCAGAAUCAACCCUAAGGCCAAGUCUUACUACCUCUUCGACGGAUACACUCAUCUCUCCUCUGGUCUCGCUUGUGGUCUCGCCGGUCUCUCCACCGAUAUGGCUAUUGGCAUCGUCAGCGACGCCGGUGUUAGCUUGUUAGAACUGGUUUCAGCUACACCACAGACAAAAGUGAUAUCCGUCAUGAUGAAAUGGGUUUGAUUACGCAAGCAGAGCAUGAUCGCUUAGAAAAGAUUGUCCCACUGUACGAACUAUCCAUUAAGCUUUGUGCGAUCGUUCAAAUGCUUGUAUGAUGAAGACAACAAAGAGUUGGGUUUGCAGCUCUGCACAAAUCAGAAGCAUACAAGCAUUUGAUGAAUAAUGAAGACAGAGAGAACAUGAAGUGGCUGAAAGUGUUUAACAAGUAUGAUCUCUACGGCAAAAGCAAGGUUCGUAUAAACGUGGAGGAAGUGAAGUCAUACUAUAUCUCCCUUAUCAUCAAGGUUUGUAUAUUCUAUAUAUACAAAAUGUGAAUUCAAGUUUCAAAUUUACAAUCAUUCAAUUAAAAAAAAA